UCUAUUGGUGCAUUUAUUUUUUACACUAUUUAAGCGCUCUGGGCAUAUGAGGAAGAACUUCCUAUCAAAAUAACUUUCAAAUUAAAAGUAAUUACUCACAUACAUACCGAACUGAAUAACGCACAUAAUUACGGCAUCCCCAUACACGCGCACAAGCAGUUUAACGAAUCGCACGUAAAAUGCGGUAAAUUUGCACGGACGCCGGGAGACGAUGCUCUGUAGCUUUAUCUGACCUAUCGAGAAAUAUCCAAUCCCGUGCCAUGACGAAAACUCUAAUUCAUUGGAAUUAGUAGGCUACAUGGAUUUCUACGGACCAAUGUCACGGCACAUGUAACAGAUACAGGGGUUGAUAUCAGGCACGAGAGCUCAUUUCGGCUAGGCUACAUCUCAUUCGUAGCCUAGAUAAAUUCGGUUUCUGCAUGAUCAUUUACACCGGUACCCGCAACAAGACCAGCUGAUCCCCUACGAGGCAACUAGUUAGCCUGCCAUAUAGGCUACUACUCCAGUGCAGCAGUCGGCUUCACUGACCGUGGGUCCAAGAGCUGGAAAAUACCAUUGCUGGUUUUCCGGUGUUGUGGAAACUAAUUCUGACAUAAUUUAACUUUUCUAACCACGAAUUCUGACGCCUGGACGUGUGUUCCAAUAACGCCUGUGUUAGGAUUGUCUUUACAAGAAGACUGUGAAAUCAUCAUAUUCACAUGGGCGAAGCCAGGGCUCGGUUCUGCUUUGGCUGGACCCGAACUCACUGUCAAGACAACGGUGCGCUUUUAGAACCUGAGAGAGAGCGGGAGAUACAAUAUGCUGAAUUAUUUGACCAGUUGGACCUCAAUAAAGACGGGAGGGUCGACUUUAACGAGUUACGAAUCGGACUUGCUGCCAGGGGGUUACUUCUGAGUGACGCGGAGGAGAUAGUGCGUGAGAGCGACACCAACCACGAUGGCUUGUUGGACUUGGAGGAGUUCUCUCAGUACCUGCGGGCCCACGAGAGAGAACUGCGGCUCAUGUUCCAUAAACUGGACCGCAACAACGAUGGACACAUCGAUGUGGGCGAGAUUCAGCAAUCACUGAAUAACCUAGGAGUGAAAGUCUCAAUGGAGCAAGCAUCCAGAAUCCUUCAGAGCAUGGACAGGGAUGGCAACAGGACCAUUGACUGGAACGAGUGGCGAGAUCACUUCCUAUUCAACCCCCUACACAACAUGGAAGACAUAGCCCACUACUGGAAACAUUCACAUAUGUUUGACAUUGGGGAGCACCUGACCAUUCCAGAUGAGUUUUCUGAGCGGGAACGGCGGUCAGGGCUGGUAUGGAGGCAGCUGGUUGCCGGGGCGAUGGCCGGAGCGGUGUCAAGGACUGGGACUGCGCCACUUGACCGGCUUAAAGUUUUCCUACAGGUGCAUGGCUCCAGCUCGCGAGGGAUCAACAUAUGGACGGGCCUGAAGGGGAUGGUCCAGGAAGGGGGUGUGCGAGCCCUCUGGAGGGGCAACGGCAUCAACGUGCUCAAAAUAGCCCCCGAGUCAGCCAUCAAGUUCAUGGCCUACGAACAGAUCAAGUGGUUUAUUCGUGGUAGUAAGGAAGGGGCCAGUCUGCGGGUACAGGAAAGGUUCCUAGCUGGUUCUCUGGCCGGAGCCACUGCCCAAACCAUCAUCUACCCUAUGGAGGUCUUGAAGACUCGUCUGACCCUCAGGAAGACUGGACAGUACUCAGGCAUGGCUGACUGUGCCAAGCAGAUCCUAAGAAAGGAGGGGGUACGAGCCUUCUACAGAGGCUACGUACCCAACACACUGGGAAUCAUCCCCUACGCUGGCAUAGACCUGGCUGUCUAUGAGACCUUGAAGAACACCUGGCUCCAGAGGUACAGUAUAGGCUCAGCUGACCCUGGUGUGCUGGUGCUGCUGGGCUGUGGAACUGUGUCCAGCACCUGUGGCCAGCUGGCCUCCUACCCUCUGGCCCUGAUCAGGACACGCAUGCAGGCCCAGGCAACAACUGAGGGAGAACCCAAGCUGUCCAUGGUUGGUCAGUUCAAACACAUCAUGUCACAUGAAGGGGUACCUGGGCUCUAUCGGGGCAUCGCCCCUAACUUCCUGAAAGUCAUUCCUGCUGUCAGCAUCUCCUAUGUGGUAUACGAACACAUGAAGAAAGCCCUGGGUGUGGGCUCGUAGACAAAGACGUGAGAAAGUGUGGAGUUGAGAAAAGGAGAGGGAGAAUCUGAUUAAAGCAGUUUAGUAGCAGGUUGGCAUUAAGACCGUCAGGAAACACAAGAUAAGACUAUGAUAUAGCCAUAUAGGGUAGGUAUGGUGAACGGAAGCCACCAUCUUGCCGUAUUUAGAUACAGUAAGCACCCCAUACCUAAGUAUUCUUAUCUCUCAGCCAAUCCCAUUAAAGUAAGUGAAGAUCCAGGGAUUUAAUUACACUGACCUGAGGUCUGCAGAGGAGAAAAUGAUGCGUCAGAGGUAGCUUAGAGACGAGAGAAAGAGAGAGAGGGAGAGGGGAAAGAGAGUUUCAAAAGACUGAAGAAUCUGGGCCAUUCCAUCUCUCUGCAGCCCCCUCCUUCCCCCAUAUUGUCUGUUUUCUAUGUAUGCCCCAUCACCGUACACUGUAUGUUUUGCAUCAACCCAAAAAGCAGAGCACAGUCUGUUCCAUAGACAGUCUUCUCUGUUUCCAUGAAUUCUAGUACACUGUAAAUGGAGAACAAAUGAUAGAAAUACAUUUCUAAUUUAACAGUGGCAGAUUCACGUUGACAAUUGAUUGAU
Osmerus eperlanus (European smelt) is the source of this 2750-nucleotide messenger RNA. It is a transcript of the gene slc25a23b, whose product is annotated as solute carrier family 25 member 23b. NCBI's taxonomy places the organism in Eukaryota, Metazoa, Chordata, Actinopteri, Osmeriformes, Osmeridae. The record is from RefSeq and is a predicted model, not a curated record. Gene Ontology annotation, cellular component: mitochondrial inner membrane. Gene Ontology annotation, biological process: ATP transport; transmembrane transport; ADP transport. The transcript is spliced from 10 exons. Gene Ontology annotation, molecular function: ATP transmembrane transporter activity; calcium ion binding. The coding region runs from base 699 to 2159 and encodes 486 amino acids.